Molecule: messenger RNA, 3973 nt
Organism: Pleuronectes platessa (European plaice)
Lineage: Eukaryota; Metazoa; Chordata; Actinopteri; Pleuronectiformes; Pleuronectidae
Gene: lyl1
Product: LYL1 basic helix-loop-helix family member
Exons: 5
Coding region: 1196-2539 (447 amino acids)
Biological process (GO): regulation of transcription by RNA polymerase II
Molecular function (GO): DNA-binding transcription factor activity, RNA polymerase II-specific; RNA polymerase II cis-regulatory region sequence-specific DNA binding; protein dimerization activity
Source: RefSeq, a predicted model, not a curated record
GUGGAGGUUCCUUAUCUACAGGCCACAGGCAGCUUUUGAGGCUCUUAUCAGCAGCCACCACAUUGUACGAACACAUCCUCUUGUCCAGCAGGGAGCGGAAAACCCUCCUUGCAUCAUGGUUCCCUCUCUCUCCCUCUCUCUCCCUCUCUCUCUCUCUUCCCCCUUGUCUCUCUCUCCCACCUCACACUUGCCUGUACCAGACUCUCUGCGACUGGCAACCAACUCGAGCAUUGUGUCUUCUUGGCGAAGAGCGUGAGGGAUAGACCGAACAGUGAAAAUGAGAGAGAAGAGUGACAGAGAGGGGUCUCACCUGAGCACGAGGAGUUAUGUUGACUGGUGUCGGACAGUUUGGCUCCAUCUCUGACCUCAGGGACUGACAGACAGUGACAGACUGCAGAGGAGUGUGAGCGACCUGAAGGAGGAGGAGUAGUGGAGGAGGAGGAGGAGGAGAAAGACGUUAAACACUGAGGAGAUAAAACAUGUGCGUUCACACAUCACUGGAACUCUGAUGGAUUUUACAGGACAAACAGAUGGAUGUCAUCAUGUGUCUACUCUUUGAUACCAAUCCAAUCUUCCCUGGUCUGGGAUGUUCUGAAUGCUUUAAAGGAUUUUGACUCACAUCCUCAAACUAAGCGCAGACGGACAUAUAGACUGAAGGACUCAUCAAGAGCAGCCACCGGGGACUCGUCCGAAAAGUUGAAUCCGCCGCUCAGGAUGUACUGUCAGGAAAAUAGAGUCAUCCAGUUCAAAUCUGACCAAAAAAACCCACUUCAGCUCUGCGCUGCAUGCACCCACAGACAACACUAGAGAAGAAGCUCUUCAUUCAUGACUGCAACACGGAUAUAAAUAUAUUUUGUUUCAUUUUGCGUUUCUAUAAUCAUCCAGCGGGGGAUGGAUUGAAGACUCAAAUGGUGACCCUGUGUGGCGGCAAAAAGACCAACUGACAAUUCUAUAUGUUAGAGCAAGAAAAAAGCUGCACAGUCUGCAGGAAAGUGGAGCAAAGGAAAAGGAAAUAAAGAACUUCCAGUCACCUUUAAGGGAAAUACACAAAGGUUGGGCUGUGAGAGAUUUAAAAGGCUUUAGCUGCAGGUGGAACAUGUUAGUAACUCUCAUACACAUAUAAAGACACCCAGCUCACAGCACGUGGGCAGCAGAGAGAACUAGACUGUGGGAUUCCCUCUGGGGCUUCACCAUCAUGAUGGAGAAGCUGAAGCCCACCACUCCACCCACCUCACCCCCGAACCGAUCUCGACCCUCUUCCUCCUCCUCCUCUUUCUCUGCCUCCUCGCCCACGUGUGGGUCCGUGGAGCAGCACAGCCCCUCGGAGAACCAGACUUCAGCUAUCAGCAGCCCGUGUCCUGCUAAGAGGACAGGGCCCAGGGGACACACAGAUGUCCCUAACACUGUCUCCAUUCAGUCCUCCAUCACCACAACAACGUCGUUGGCCAAUCACUGUGCGGAUAAAGCUGUUGCGCUUGAGCCCAUCACCAUGGAGACCAAGCAAGAGCAGGGGGAGAAGCAAGAAGGAGGAAAGAGCACAACGGCCCCUGGUGCUACCUGCUACAGGUCCCCAACUCUGUCUUCUCCUCCUCCGCUCCUCCCAGCUCCGGCCAAGACAUCUCCGUGUACGCUCCCACCUCCAACCGCUAUAUCAUCAUCCUCAUCAUCCUCUCCUCUUCCUCCCUACAUUCCGGUCAUCAGUCUCGGUCACAGCAAGCCACCUCUGCCGCUGCCCAACACCCCUCUGACCGCCCUCCAUCCGAUCCCCGGCCUCCUGCACAGGCCUCAUGGGGGCAUUCGCCGCGGCCAUCAGACCUGUUUGACUGUGGCGUGCACUGGGGGUCCUGGAGGUCCCUCAGCUCACUCCCCGGGGUCCCUGCUGCCUCAGCAGUACCUGCCAGCACACGCCUUCUUCAGCAGCUCAUACCUGGGUCCCUCAGGAGGAAACUAUGGCGUCCUCAACAACAGCCGCAUCAAGAGGAGGCCGUCGUCACACUUUGAGAUGGAGAUCAAUGACUCAGGCCCCCCUCAGAAAAUCGCUCGUCGCGUCUUCACCAACAGUCGUGAGCGCUGGCGGCAGCAGAACGUGAACGGGGCUUUCUCUGAGCUCAGGAAACUCAUUCCCACUCACCCACCGGACAAGAAGCUCAGCAAGAAUGAAAUCCUGCGACUGGCAGUAAAGUACAUCAACUUCCUGGUCACUCUGCUCAACGACCAGGCCGAGGACAAGAGCCAAGACUCCGCUGAGGAGGAGGAGGCUGAGGAUGAAGGUACGGCAGAAGGCUCGGACAGCAAUAAACUGAACUCCCCUUUUCGGUCCCGCGCCGCUCUGCCGCCCUCGGCCAUCGUGGCAAAAGCCCGCAGAGACUCCACAGACUCAGUUGUUGCCCUGGCUAAUUCCCCAGUGACAUCCAGUUGCUAUGGUGACACGGACAGUGAAGAAAGCUUUGGGGCUAAGACCUCUUUGGUGACCCAAGGUAUUCUGGGAAAGGUCAAGGGUCAGAUGAGAAUGGUGGCUGCCGCGAACGAUGAGAGGUGACCCCGGAGAGGUGCAAACAAAGAAGUGUGCAGCCGGCGGGAGUUUAGCUGCCACACUGACGGAGAAAGACAGGACGAUGGUCUGAGAGAGUUCCCGGAGCCGGCAUGGUUCACUCCUCACAUGCUGCUCCAGCUUCACCUCCCAAAUCAUGUGAAUAAGAGGACGACUCGCUGUUGGUGAUAUUUUGCCAUUUUAACUGUCUCUAUAUUGAUUGAUUACAAGGCUCUGUGUUUUCAAAAAGUCUGCAGGAGGCUGACAGACAUGCAUUCUAUUUUCUGUUGUUUAUUUCCAAAAUAAUGUGUUCUGUGGUUAACAUUACACCACAGUGUCAAACCAUUGGAGUUCAUCAUGUGGCUGAUUUAUGCAGAACAGAAUCCUGGAAAUAUAGUUACAUAAUAUUUCAGGCUGGAUUGAUGUUCUAACAUGUUUUAAUAAUAAAAAAUCUAAUAAUCAGGAUCUUGAAUCCCCAAUCUGUCUCCCCCCAACAACAAUGUAGAAUCUCUAAAAAGAUAUGGGAUGAUCAUGACACACUCUGAAACUGAGAGAAGGUGUUUAACAGCUUGAAAUGUAAUUUAAUCAAAUAAUCUAAUGAAAGCAUGUUAAAAUAUCUACUCAAGAAAUGUAUGGGAAUCUUUACUUCCUCCAUGUUGAGCUCAAUUGUUGGAGGAGUUGAUUUCCAUGUGAUUGACAUGUGAUUGGACCUUACUUCAACUAAGAGCAAACUAUAGAUUAGGAGCAAAUGCCUCUGCCUCCAGGAUCCUAGCUCAGUUUCAGAUCAGAGCUGCAUGUCAACACUGCUGAAGAUCCUGUGAUUGGCAAACCUCAUGAUCGUGGCAAUCUCAGAAAAACUGCGUGUUGUAGACUUAACUCUGAAAUAACAGACAGUUGUCCCUUUAAAAUUCAAGUUUCAACAUUUCAGACCUGUAAAUUCACCUCUGUUCAGAUCACAUAAAAUGUUUCGAAGCAGGCAAACAAACUGAUGCACUUGGAGAACAGGGAUUCAUUUAAGAUUCCGAGAAUGUGUUGUAAAAACUCUGCAAUCAAGAGAACUGCAGUUUUGAAAAAGGGAAACUCAAAUAGUAAGUAACAUUGGCAGAGAUUAGUGUUUUAUUUUUCAGCCUAUCACAACAUUGUGCAACCUUUCAACGCCUUUUUUUCAGUUGCAGAAAAUGUCAUCAUUUAUAUCCCAUAAAAAGAGGGUUCAAAGACUUUCAGUGAAAAUGCAGCCUCAGGUGUUUCUAUGUUAAUAAGCAGCAUCUCCUCUGUUGUGCGUUUGAAGAAAUGCAAGACACGCAUUCCUGCAUUUCAGUGUUGCAGUUUUGGACGUUCCUGCUGUCUUCACUGUCAGGGAAGCAGGGCCGAUGGUCCCGCCCUGACAUUGUGACACACUUGUACCAGACAGAAAUAAAGUGCGUCUCAGUUUGCUGUUCCUUA